Molecule: messenger RNA, 1751 nt
Organism: Salarias fasciatus (jewelled blenny)
Lineage: Eukaryota; Metazoa; Chordata; Actinopteri; Blenniiformes; Blenniidae
Product: SH3 and cysteine-rich domain-containing protein 2-like
Exons: 11
Coding region: 26-1288 (420 amino acids)
Biological process (GO): positive regulation of protein localization to plasma membrane; positive regulation of voltage-gated calcium channel activity; skeletal muscle contraction
Molecular function (GO): protein binding
Source: RefSeq, a predicted model, not a curated record
ACCUGCUCCCCCCUCAGAGAAACCGAUGAUGACUGAGAACAGUGAGAUGGAGAGCGACUCUCCGCUCCAGCGCUCCCCGAGCGCCGUGCCCAUCCAGCCCGUGUCAUCCAAGCUCCAGCGGCUAAAGCGCUCGCUGUCCUUCAAGACCAUGAUGCGCAGCAAGAGCGUGGAGAACUUCUUCCAGAGGUCGUACAGCGACGCCCGCCUGCCGCUGGACUUCAUCACCGACCCGCCGCCGCCGUCCCCGCCGCCGGCGCCGGGCUCCCCCGUCGUCGUCGUCGGCCAGCGCUCGCCGUCCGUCUCGCCGUCCGUCAGCCCCAACCCCUCCAUCUCGUCCCACUCGCCGUCGCUCAGCCUGUCGCCGUCGCUGCCCGCCAAGCCGGCCCGGCCGCCGGUCAACCACUGCUUCCAGGACCACGUGUUCCGGAAGCCCACCAACUGCCAGCACUGCAAGCACAUGAUCGUGGGAAACUCCAAACAAGCCCUACGGUGCAAAACCUGCAAGAUGGCGGCUCACCUGUGGUGCACCUCCGAGCUGUCGCAGCAGACGUGUCACGGGAAGUCUGGAGCCUUCAAGAGAAACUUCAGCUCGCCGAUGCUGGUCAACGACCAGCUGGCCGUGGUGAAGGAGGUGCAGCCGAGCCAAGAGGCUGUGCGGACGCGUGUAGACCCUGUGUACGCCGCCCUGCGCUACGGGACGUCUUUGGCGCAGAUGAGCCGCUCCAGUUUUGGCAGUUUGUCAGAAUCGCCGACUCGCAGCUUGGGGGAGGGAGGAGAGGACAGGCCGCAGAGGCAGAGCAGCACGGAGGAGGAGAUAACUCAGGAGGCAGGGGAUCCUCCUGCCGCCCCGGAGCCCGAGAUGGAGAAGGAGGCGGAGGAGAGCGGCGACCAGGCCCAGACGCCUGCAGAGGUGCCGCGGCGCAUCGAGGUCCACUCCAUCCACACCUACGUGGCGCUGUACCGGUUUCUGCCUCAGGAGCAGAACGACCUGGAACUGCACCCCGGCGAUCGAGUGCAGGUCACUGACGACUCCAACGAGGAGUGGUGGAAGGGUAAAAGCGGCGACCGAGUCGGGUUCUUCCCCGCCAACUUCGUGCAGCGGGUCCGGCCCGGAGAGCGGGUGUGGAGGGUCCUGCAGGGCGUCAACGGCAGCCGAGGGAGGGGCCACAUGGCGGUGAAGGAGUCCCAGAUCUGCGUGGGGAAGCGAGACGACGGCGAGCUGUUCCUGAAGCUGAGCAGUGGGAAGAAGAGAGGCCUGGUGCCCGCCGACUCCAUCGAGGAGAUCUGACCCCCCCACUCCUCCUUCUAACUCCCCUGAUCGCCUCCGCCUGCCCCCCGCCGGGGGGAGAGGCGCCACGGCUCCUCCAGCUUCUCCUCCACGGAGGAAGAACUCGCGGCGGCGCCGGAUUGGCCGCCUGUCGGCCAUGUUUCUGCCCCGUUCUCUGUAUAUUCUGCCGAACUGACCUGCUGGAUGCUGCUGAUGAUUCGUCUCGUAUCGCACAUAUCAGACCUGCUGGGAUCUUUCUGCCCGCCCAGCAGGGGGGGGGGGUCUCCGCCCCGGGAGCUGAUUUCUGCAGCAGGACCAGAUGAAAGGAGUCCCGGCCGUUUGGAAACCCUCGCCGCUCUCAGGCUCCGCCGGAGCCUCGCUCGCCAAUUCGGUUUCAGCAAAGCGAGACACUUUUCAAAGUGAAACUCGAGGCUCUGGGCGUCUUUUCACAGGAAAUUCAGAAGCUAUUUUUUUUCCUGACUUU